Molecule: messenger RNA, 1232 nt
Organism: Doryrhamphus excisus (bluestripe pipefish)
Lineage: Eukaryota; Metazoa; Chordata; Actinopteri; Syngnathiformes; Syngnathidae
Gene: slc25a4
Product: solute carrier family 25 member 4
Biological process (GO): mitochondrial ADP transmembrane transport; mitochondrial ATP transmembrane transport; negative regulation of mitochondrial outer membrane permeabilization involved in apoptotic signaling pathway
Cellular component (GO): mitochondrial inner membrane
Molecular function (GO): ATP:ADP antiporter activity
Source: RefSeq, a predicted model, not a curated record
AUCAGGUUUCCUGGAGGUUCUGUGGUCUUGUCUGGAAAAAGGAACAACCAUGUCGGACGCGGUGGUCAGUUUUUUGAAGGAUUUUUUGGCUGGUGGCAUAGCUGCUGCCAUCUCCAAGACAGCCGUCGCUCCAAUUGAAAGAGUCAAACUGUUACUGCAGGUGCAACAUGCCAGCAAGCAGAUCACAGCUGAUAUGCAGUACAAGGGCAUCAUUGACUGCGUGGUCAGGAUACCAAAGGAGCAGGGUUUCCUUUCCUUCUGGAGAGGCAAUCUGGCCAACGUGAUCCGAUAUUUCCCCACCCAAGCCCUCAACUUUGCCUUCAAAGACAAGUACAAGAAGAUCUUCCUGGGUGGCGUGGAUCAGAAAACACAGUUCUGGCGCUACUUUGCCGGCAACUUGGCUUCCGGCGGUGCGGCAGGCGCCACCUCACUGUGCUUCGUCUAUCCUUUGGACUUCGCCAGAACAAGACUUGCAGCCGACAUCGGGAAGGGGACAGCCGAGAGAGAGUUCACCGGGCUUGGAAACUGCAUUAGCAAGAUCUUUAAAACAGACGGCAUCAAGGGUCUCUACCUCGGCUUCAACGUGUCCGUGCAGGGCAUCAUCAUUUACAGGGCGGCCUACUUUGGAUGCUUCGACACAGCUAAAGGAAUGCUCCCAGAUCCCAAAAACACGCACAUCGUGGUCAGCUGGAUGAUCGCCCAGACAGUGACUGCUGCAGCCGGCCUGGUGUCAUACCCCUUCGACACCGUCAGACGUCGUAUGAUGAUGCAGUCCGGUCGCAAAGGAGCUGACAUCAUGUACAAGGGCACAAUCGACUGCUGGAGGAAGAUCCUCAAGGAUGAGGGAUCAAAGGCCUUCUUCAAGGGCGCCUGGUCCAACGUGAUCAGAGGCAUGGGCGGCGCCUUCGUGCUGGUGUUGUACGACGAGAUCAAGAAAUACACAUAGGUCACUCCAAGUCUCCAUGGAAACCCUUCAUAAUGCCAGUCUUAAUUCUUGUAACAUGUUGCAGCCAGGCGGAUGGAAUGUGUCAAAUGAAUCUUAUGUAUAUACACUCAAGUCAUAACAUUAGGUACACCUUCACAAUGUAAUACAUUUGAUCUCAGUAGAUUGUGCAAGUGUACCUAUCAAAGUGUCCAAUUGGUGUGUCAUGUGACCACUCUUACUCUGUACACAGCCUCACUGUUAUAGGAAUAAAGGUUUAUUCUGUUUCUCACGCUCUUGUUAUGCCAUG